Cyphellophora europaea CBS 101466 is the source of this 1227-nucleotide messenger RNA. RefSeq lists its product as uncharacterized. The transcript has 3 exons. Bases 1 to 1227 code for a protein of 408 amino acids. NCBI's taxonomy places the organism in Eukaryota, Fungi, Ascomycota, Eurotiomycetes, Chaetothyriales, Cyphellophoraceae. The record is from RefSeq and is a predicted model, not a curated record.
AUGCAUUCUUUGCAAAAAUUUCCAGAUCUCGUCAACUUGGCUGUCAUUGUUGGUGCUACGCUGCAGUUAGCCAAAGCACAGAAUAUCCAAUUCAUUGGCGUUCCAGAGACCAUUCGCGAAGAUAGCGAUGGUAGCGAAGAUCUGCUUAUAUCAUGGUCAGGAGGCACGCCUGGACUCCCUUGGACCGUGCAACUGGUCCAGGACGAUCGAGUUAUUGAUGAUGUGGACGAGUCCAGUGACGACGACGACGGUGUUGUAGAUCAAACCUUUGAAUGGGAUGUUGAGCUCGACAGCAAUCCUGGGGGAUAUUACAGCUUGCGAUUGGUACAGGGUACACAAACAGCUGAUUCCAAUCCGAUCAACAUCAUCGAUGAAAAUGGUCAAGGUGCUACUGGUUCUUCCCCAACCAAUGUACCAAGCACACCGAGCUCGAAUCCAGCCAGCACUUCCGCAGCCUCUGCAACCUCAACAGAUGGGUCAGCCUCAUUAUCUCAAGCCUCGGCUUCUAUCGCGGCCACCGCAGCCACUCUCGUAACAACAGUAAUCUCUGGGACUACAAUUACAGCCGCUCCUUCUGGAUCCGCAACGGAUGGCAGAACCAGCGAUCCUGCAGACGGCGGCACUGGCAGCGACGGCCUUCCCGGCGGAGCGGUUGCUGGUAUCGUUAUCGGCGCCAUUGGACUUGUUACACUGAUCGUCCUGCUCGUCUGGUUCGUGCGUCGCCGCGCUCGCAAUUCACGAAGAUCACACGGCGUGCCGUCUACAGUCGAACCAGAAAAAAGAGAACCCGACUUCGCAACUCCGGCACUGUUUGCAGGCAUUCCUCGAUCCGGUGCGACGCUAUCCGACAAGGGCGGAAAUGGGAAGUUCGAGCUGCAAUCUGAUGCCAAAGCUCUACGCACCACGCCUGGCGUACACGAAAUGCACAGUCCCGACGAAACGACUAACGCGUCCUCGGAUCUGUAUGAGCUUCCCUCACCCGACGCCUCGCAGACUGCUGCGUCUAUCAGACAGGCUCACACAACAAGUAACGCGUCAGGGACAGAUCGUUCCGACGGCAAGAACCCAGAUAGCCAUGAAAUUGCGAGAAGCGCGGACAGCCACAACCACCAGAGCGUGAGUCCUUCGCAGAGGCACGCCAUUCCGAGGAAGACAGUGCCAGGGACCGGCGUUAACGGUAAGGGCUCAGGACGAGGGCAGCCGCCGGCGGUUCACGAGCUUGGCUAG